Messenger RNA from Chlamydomonas reinhardtii, 2145 nucleotides. RefSeq lists its product as uncharacterized. Lineage: Eukaryota; Viridiplantae; Chlorophyta; Chlorophyceae; Chlamydomonadales; Chlamydomonadaceae. The transcript has 13 exons. The record is from RefSeq and is a predicted model, not a curated record. Bases 120 to 1748 code for a protein of 542 amino acids. Gene Ontology annotation, molecular function: catalytic activity.
CGUUGCCACACCCAAGCUGCAGAACACCGACAUCAACCGUUUAUCAAUUGAGCUUGUGCGUGACAAAGUCACAGCGAUCGUUCUUUCGCCGUGUGCACGCGCAGCAACCACCCGAAACCAUGCGCUCUAUGGCAGCAACGCGACAGCCCGGCGCUUGCAUCGGCUCAGCCCGGCGCGCGCCAGUGGCCGUGCCGGGCGUCCUGCUGCGGGCAGCUGCUGCCAGCCGGGCGUGCAGGACAGGCGCCGUGGCCGUGUCUGCGACCAUGAGAAACAGCCGCACCUCGGAGCUGCGACGCCUGCUGAAGGGUAACGACAUCCUGCUGGGCCCCUGCUGCCACGACGCGCUGUCCGCCAAGCUCAUCGAGCAGGCUGGCUUCCCCUACGCCUUCAUGAGCGGCUUCUGCACCGCCGGCGCGCGGCUGGGGGCGCCCGACACCGGCCUCAUCAGCUACGCGGAGAUGCUGGACACGGGCCGCAACAUCCACGAGGCCACCCACAGCAUGCCCAUCAUCGGCGACGGCGACACCGGGUACGGCAACGCCAUGAACGUGAAGCGCACCGUGCGGGGCUACGCGGGGGCGGGCUUUGCUGGCGUCCUGAUUGAGGACCAGGUUGCGCCUAAGAGCUGCGGCCACGUGCGCGGCAAGCGUGUGGUGGGCCGGGAGGAGGCUGUGUCGCGCAUCCGGGCGGCGGUGGACGCGCGCAACGAGGGAGCCGACAUCCUGAUUGUGGCGCGCACCGACGCGCGGCAGGCCGUGUCGCUCGAGGAGGCCCUGUGGCGCGCGGAGGCCUUCGCCGCCGCUGGCGCCGAUGUGCUGUUCAUCGACGCGCUGGAGAGUGAGGACGAGAUGCGUGCGUUCACACGUCUGGGCGGCGCGGCAGCUGGCGUGCCCAAGAUGGCCAACAUGCUGGAGGGCGGCGGCAAGACCCCGGUGCUGCCGCCCAGCACCCUGCAGGCCAUGGGCUUCAAGCUGGUGGCCUACCCGCUGUCGCUUCUGGGCGUGUCCAUUCGGGCCAUGCAGGACGCUCUGGAGGGCCUGCGCCGCGGCCGGGUGCCCUCCGUGGAGGCCCUGGGCACCUUUGCGGACAUCCAGGCGGCAGUGGGCUUCCCGGACUACUACGCGGAAGAGAAGCGCUACGCCAUCAGCAGCCCCACCUCCUCAGCCGCACCCGCCGCUGGGGCCGCGCACACCUCCGCGCCGCCGCCUCCCCCGCCGCCGCCGCCCUCUAGCAGCAGCAGCUACAGCUCCACGACCUCGUCGCGGACGCCGCCGGUGGUAGAGCCUGUCGUGGUGGAUGAGCCCGGCUCCUCUCCCUCGGCAUCAUGGCCGCUGCCAAAGGACGCCCCGCGUGCCUCCUCCUCCAGCUCCUCCUCUUCCUCGUCCUCCUCAACUUCCUACGGCUCCUCCUCCUACACCAGUUCGGUGCCCACCGCGCCCAAGGUCGCGCCAGCGGAGCAGCAGGCGGGCGGCAGCGGCGCCGGCGCCGGUGCCGACCCCAACUACCGCCGCAACAUGAGCCUGCGUGUGCGCAUCGCUGACGUGUCCACAGGCAUGGUGAAGCUGGAGACGCGCGUGCCGGCGGGCUUCCUGAACGGCCUCUCCGCACUGGUGCCCCAAGUCUCGGGCCUCAACAUCCAGUCCAUGUUGGAGCAGGCCAUGGGACCGGGCGGUGUGCUGCCGCAGCCGGGCCAGCCGCUGGUGAACCUCAACUCGGGUCGUGACAACAUCCAGAUCUUCAUCGAGUGAGCCAGAGUGGAGCAAGCGGCGGAGUUGGAACGUAGAUUAUUGUAGGGUGCUGUCAGUUACAUUGGGUAGGAGGCGCAGCGAAGCGAUGACUAUGCGUGUAUUGUACGGUACGGAACGCUAGGUAGGGUUGCGGCAACGCGAAGUACGGAAAGUGUGGGAUUGGUGGCAGGAUGGCUGAGUUGUUGAUAAUGGGCAGGCGUGGCUGACCUGACCGUGUGGUGGAAGCUCCUACGGCUUCCUUGGACCCUUAAGGGCUGGAGGUGUUACCAACGCUGAGCGCGCCAGCGGGAGAUUGUACAGCCAAGCCAGCCGGAUGUAAACACACAAUGCAGCUGUUGUUGAGGACUGCGACGUUCCCCAAGUGCCAAGUGCCCCAGAUAUGUAAUUGAUGAAGAUU